AUGUACGAAAUAUCAGUAGAUUCAAAACUAAUCUACAUAUUGUUCAUCAUCAUCUUUAUCACCACCAAAUUCAAUCUUAACAACCAUAGGGAUAUAGCAACUGACCAAAUGAGAUUUCUACUCCCUGUAAUCCGAGUCUCAUCAAGAUAUACAUUGAAACAUGAAUUACUUCGACGAACAAGUUCAACAUUUCCCUCAUAUGUUACACACGACCCAAAAACAACCAACAUGCAUUCAAUCUCUGACAAUAAUGCCACGAUUAACGACCUGGAUAAACUCAAUAAGGCAAUCGAAGAGUUUUGGAAGACAAGCAAGAGAAACAGUGUAAAAACUCCUAUAAACGAAUCCACCACCGGACAAGAAUUGAAAAAAAUACUAGAUACCACAGCGGCGAAAAAACGUUACUACAAAAACUCAAAGACCUACAGAACCUUUGUGCGUUGGGAAAUAAUACGAAACAUUGACAAUACUACGCAUACAACAAAACUUUUCAAUUCCUAUAAAACAGACAACGCAAUUGUAGCCCAAAAUGAAUCUCCGAACAAAGAUAAUCUGCUUGGUCUUUUGAUCACAGACUGCCUAAAAACCUGCGAUAUCGAUAACGCUGUAGACCUUUAUAUUUGGUUUUACAAGAACUUCGCCAAUUCUGGCCCGUCAUCUCAUUUAGCCGACCAGAUACUCAACGCAAUGGCUUUUAGUAAUCCUCAAAAUGAUGACCGGAUGCUCAUAAAGUUUUUACAACUCAUGGAGUUCCAAAAACUCGAAAACAGUACUUUCGAGAUAAAGGAGACCCAAGCAAUUCAACUUUGUGGAAAGGCUAUGUCGGUCGUGAACGAGCCAUUAUUAACAAAGAAAGUCCUCGACUACGUUUACGAAGUACCGUACACCGAGAGCAACGCAAUGAGAAACGCUCAAGUCAUAGCUGCCUACCGCAUAAUAAAUGAGGACUAUAAGAAAUCAAACGCAGCAGGUGUUUUCUACCAAUGGACAACGAUUAAAGACCACUAUACAUCCUCAGAAAAACACGACUCAAGGAUACUCUACCGCAUUAUUAAGCUUUUCACAAAGCAAACAUCAUAUCAUUUUAGGUGCCGAGAAAUAAUAGCAAAAUUGGAACCCAAAUUUUACGUUAACGACGCGCUACUUCUUCCAUCGAUCAUUAGUUUUUACACCAAAACCAACGAUUUUAAAAUGGCAAGCACUAUAAUGUCAAAUAUAUCAACUCACGCAAAUGAAGAAACAAGGUCCACAAAUCUGGUAUCAAAAUUUAUGUUAUCAACUCUGUUGAGAAUGCACUUAAAUUUCAAAGAUUCCAAAGGCGUACAAAAUGUGCUGACCCAAAUCAAUCGGACCACAAGCGGUUUGUCGCCAGCAGACUACCAGGCUAUUGUGUUGCACUUGAUCAAAAAGAAUGACGAAAAAAACCUUUUAAAAGCUAUAAAAAUGACCCAAGGCAUGAAGGGUAAAAGUGCAUUGCCUUCAGUAGCGACCAUAAUACACCACGUUGCAACCAACGGUAACAAAAACGAACUUAAGUCGAAGGCCCAAGUAAUUAUAAAAAACCUUCUGAUCUACGCGAAUGCAUUAGAUAAAUCCCAUCAGAACAAACUGUGGGACAUAGUGGCUUCAGUUUUCGUCAAGAGUUUGACGAUAUACGAACAUUAUUCCAAAAAACCUAAUAAUAUGGAAGACUAUAGAAUAGCUCAACAAAAGGCAGGCACAACUACUGAGUUUCUGAGGUACCUUUUCAUCAAAUCCUCGACAAGGAAAGCUGAUCAGUCGUCAACAGAUCCCUUCAAUAUGCCAAACCCCAAUGAAAUUAUCCUAAAACUUAACAAGUUCAACAAAUUGGUGAUAUUAAGGACAAUAGCGAAGGAAGCUAGAUUUGCUCAAAGGAUUGACCUAUUUCGGUGGUCAGUCUCAGAAAUGAUAAAAUGCGGCAUGCCAAUGAAAGAAAUCGAAUUGGAGUGGAACACGAUGGAAAAACAUCAGGUUAGAAGAUUUGCAUUUACAGACAAAAAGACUGUGACACAAAAUGUGAGCAAACACGGCCUGAGUAGUUUCAAGAAUGUUAUCAAUAAGCCUUAG
Lachancea meyersii CBS 8951 is the source of this 2088-nucleotide messenger RNA. The record is from the annotation of a GenBank genome assembly. NCBI's taxonomy places the organism in Eukaryota, Fungi, Ascomycota, Saccharomycetes, Saccharomycetales, Saccharomycetaceae.